AACAACUGGUCGCCAGAUACAUGGACCUGGGUGGUAACUUAACGGGACCCUUGCUCCAGCAAAUCGGGGGCGAAGCACUGUGCGACCUGUCUGAUGAGCAGAUUAAAAGAAUAAGCCCAGAAGCAAUCGGGAGCGCUGGAAAAUUAGACAUUUCUUCCUGUUCACAAGCCAAGAAAGACCAGCUCUAUGCCAAAGCCCGUGAUGCAUUUGCUAGCCAGAAAGGAACCAGUGCUUAUUACCCUUUAAUCCAACCCUAUCUAGGUGGGGCUCCAGUGAAGGACCUGGAAGACCUGGCCAAAUCUGACGUUGCCAUGGAUAUCAACACCUUUACUGCCUUAAAUCCUGACGAGCUGCAGAAACUCAGCAUCCAGGACGUGAAGAAUUUGCUGGGUGUAAACCUUCCCUCUCUAAAGCAAGCUGAAAAUCAUCCAGCCGUGGCCAACUGGACCAAGACUCAGUACCAGUCAGCCCUGGACAGGAUCCUGGGAAUUGGUCUGCAGGGUGGGAUGCCAGAUCCAAUCUCAGCAGCAACAAGCAUCCCUAGUAUUUUAAUCCCUAAUGACACCACUACCCCACCAGCUACCUCCUUCAAUACCACUGCCCCAACCGCUACCACCCCCAGCACCAGUGUCUCAAGAGCAGUCAUCAACCCCACGGCCUUCAUCCAUAACGCCACCACCCCGCCUCCUGCUAGCAACCAAACUCUUACUGCCCCCAGCACCACCCCAGCUACUACCACCAUCCCCGACACCAACACCCCAACUGCCAUGAUCAACCAAACUGCCAGCACCCCCAAGACGACCACACCAGCUGCUGUUAUCAACCAAACAGCCAACACCCCCACGCCAACAGCCAUUAUGCACCACUCCAUCAACACCACCACCCCAGCUGCCAACACCCGCAACCCCACCACGACUGCUAUUAUUGACCAUGCUGCCAACAUCACCACUCCAAAUCUGGUCAUCAGUGAAGCGGUCACUGCCUCUAACACCACCUCUGUUACUGCAACUGCUGUGAACACCCCCAGUGCCACCAUCCCAAGUGCCGUUGCCUCUAAUGUCACCACCUUGACCCCCAACACCACCACUCCUGGUGCCCACAUUGCUAACAUCACUUCUAACACUAUCACUGCAGCUCCUGUUGAUACUACUGCCAUCACCCACAACACAUCUACCCAUCACCCGUCACCCAUCAUGCCCACUUCCCCCACAACCACCUCAAAUGUCACCGCUCCACUUCCCAUUAUCUUCACAUUCACUACUAGCACCACACCAUUGACUGUCAAGGGAACCAUUACCUCAACAGUGGCCAGUCCCACCACCCCUAGAAACACUGCCCACCCCCCAACAACUGCCAUGACAUCUGCCACAACCACGGUCACCACCCCAAGGCCCAAUAAGACAACGUCAACCAAGACAACACAGCCAACAAAGCCAACACCCGUGGGAUUCAUCAAUCUUAAACCGGUAACGACAUCAAGAGCGAACCUGUCUUUCAGCCUGCUGCACAUGCUGUCCUUGACUGUUGGGAUCUUCUUGCUGAGAAGGUUUCUCUAAUGCCACCAGCACAUACAUGGCCUUUACAGUAUUCCUCCUCUCAUUUUUCACUUGCCCCCAAAUGGCUGAGAUGCAGGCAUCAUAUUCCCUCCCAGGUAGCAGAGACCCCACUUUGCAGCACAUGUGGGAGCUACAUGAAGCUGCUAGGACCACGUUCCCUGGAGGCAGUGCAAUGAUCCUGGUGGGACAAUUAGAUAUUAAGAUGUCACUACUGUUGCUCAGACUUUUAGAAUAAGUUUCUCAUUCAAAGGACAGAGCUGUACGCAAGGACCUGGAGCGGCAGCUGCAAACUACUUUGGAUGUACAUGCUUCAGGAGCAUUUGCUCUGUCCCUCCGAUGGAUUCAAACAGCUUUCUCUCAGCAGAAGGCCUAAGCUAAAUCCUCCCUAAGGAGCAGUGUCUGCCCGUGCAUCCAUUCAGUAUAGUAAAAUCCAAAUGAUCCAUGGGGUUAGGCGCCUCCAUACCUACUAUGAUGAGAGCGUGCAAACCAACUGGGCCUCCAAACAGCUGUGGAGGUCCACCAACAUGCCUCUAAUGACCAAAAAAGUAGUAUCCUUGGCAGGAGAAUCUGUUGAAAUGGCUGCAUGACUGAGGUCUAAUGCCCCCAUUACAACCAACACUUUCUUGGGUCUUUUAUCGCCUGGGGACCAGUGCCAUGCUAUGGAUAAUUGGCCCUUAUUCACAUUCCAGAUUCAGUUCCAAAAUACUUCCAGCCCGUGACACCUGAAAAUACACGGCACCUCCAUAUGAUCAAAAAAUGAUGAAGAGCCAUUAGUAGUACCAUCGUUUGAUUUGGUGGUGACAGUAGACCCAAUUCUGCCCCACAUAGGCCCAUCAAGUAGUACCAUACUCGUUACCAGCCCCAGUGGAUUCAUCUCAGCUGAACUUGGUUUCACUGCCAGGGUUUAAAGGUAUCGAUUGCUGUUGGAGGAUCAGAGUUUGGUCCGCUCUUCUUGAGUCGUGUAGUGUAGCUGGCGGUAGGUUCCUCUAGAAAUCUGGUUGCUGCCUUCACCCUGCUUUACUUUGGUUGUAGGAGAGGUCUCCAGAUUGAGAUUUGUUCCAGCCAUGCCAAAGUCAUUUAUGGAAAACAGGGUAUGUGGGUCAUCACGCUAAUGCUACAUAACGAACAUCAAAGUCUUUUUAUUUUCCCCAGAUGGUCGUUGGUGCGUAUAGUUCUGUCUUU
This is a messenger RNA of Gavialis gangeticus (Gharial), 2738 nucleotides long. Its product is annotated as mucin-2-like. The transcript is spliced from 5 exons. The record is from RefSeq and is a predicted model, not a curated record. Gene Ontology annotation, biological process: cell-matrix adhesion. NCBI's taxonomy places the organism in Eukaryota, Metazoa, Chordata, Crocodylia, Gavialidae. Gene Ontology annotation, cellular component: cell surface. The coding region runs from base 21 to 1556 and encodes 511 amino acids.